Molecule: messenger RNA, 666 nt
Organism: Cladophialophora immunda
Lineage: Eukaryota; Fungi; Ascomycota; Eurotiomycetes; Chaetothyriales; Herpotrichiellaceae
Product: maleylacetoacetate isomerase
Exons: 2
Coding region: 1-666 (221 amino acids)
Biological process (GO): glutathione metabolic process; L-phenylalanine catabolic process
Cellular component (GO): mitochondrion
Molecular function (GO): glutathione transferase activity; maleylacetoacetate isomerase activity
Source: RefSeq, a predicted model, not a curated record
AUGGCGGACACCACAGGUGCAGUGGCACACACAAUCACUCUGUACUCAUCUACGAUCUCAGAUUGCUCAGCACGUCUUCGCAUAGGUCUCCACCUCAAACGUCUCCCAUAUACUCUCGUGGAUGUCAACAUUUCGAGAAAUGAGCAGCUCGAUCCGAAAUAUGUCGACAUAAAUGAGGCGCUGACAGUGCCUACUCUCGUCAUCGACUACAAAACUAUCGGCCUGGACGACAAUGAGGAGAGAGUAGUACUUACUCAAUCCAUUGCCGCACUUGAAUAUCUGGACGAGGCUUUCCCAGGGACCCAUUCUAUCCUACCUCCCGUUAGUGAGCCGUUGGCCCGCGCAAAAUGGGGAAGACUAUCCAACACAACUUCCCAUGUGCUCAGUUCGGAAGCCGCAAAAGCAACGGGAAAUCGCGACUGGGAUACAAUCUGGAUCACCCGGGGACUCAAAGUCUAUGAGAAGCUCGCCAGCAAGACAGCUGGGACUUAUAGCUUCCGGGAUCAAGUGACGCUUGCGGACAUUGUUCUCUUACCAGAACUUUGGACAGCCUCGAGAGUCGGUGUCAACCUUGACCAAUAUCCGACUAUAUCAAGAAUCUUCAAGAACCUAAGUCAACUUGAUAGUGUUCAAAGUGCUCAGAUGGACCCUUCUUCGGAGUUGUAA